AUGGCCAAGGUGUCGGUGCUGAACGUGGCCGUGCUGGAGAACCCCAGCCCCUUCCACAGCCCCUUCCGCUUCGAGAUCAGCUUCGAGUGCAACGAGGCCCUGGCGGACGACCUGGAGUGGAAGAUUAUCUACGUGGGCUCAGCCGAGAGCGAGGAGUUUGACCAGAUCUUGGACUCGGUACUGGUCGGUCCAGUGCCCGCCGGAAGGCACAUGUUCGUUUUCCAGGCCGACGCCCCCAACCCGUCCCUCAUCCCGGAAAGCGACGCCGUGGGAGUGACCGUGCUGCUCCUCACUUGCACCUACCGGCGGCAGGAGUUCAUCCGCGUGGGCUACUACGUCAACAACGAGUACCCCAGCCUGGAGCUGCGGGAGAGCCCGCCCGCCAAGCCCGACUUCUCACAGCUCCAGCGGAACAUCUUAGCCGCCAACCCCCGGGUCACCCGCUUCCACAUCAACUGGGACAACCACACAGACAGACUGGAGGACUCUGAGAACCAGGACCCGGCCCUGGGCUGCACCCCGGUCAAGGGCCUGGGGCUCCCUGGCUGCAUUCCUGCCCUCCUGGCCGAGAACUCUAUGGACUGCAUCUAAGCCAUGCUGGACGGGGAAGGGGGAAGCCGGGCGGUGGCCAGGCCCGCCCCGAGCGGGAGACAGGGCCAGGCCCGCCCCAGGAGCCCGCAAGGCCGGCAGGAGCCUGCAGGGACCAUCACAGCAUCCAGGCUGUCACUGUGGCGCUGAAGAUCAUCUCGCCCCCUCCGGGGGACCCCACGAGGGGCGCUGUUCUGGUCCCUGUGUGUACCACUGUCCAUACCUGUGCCACUGAGCACCACAUGGCCACAGGCCCCCUCUGGGCCACCACCCGUCCCCUUGUCCAGCAUGGGCAGGCCGACCUCGCCAACAGCAGGGUGCCCAGGGAGAGCCACAGUCUCCCACCCUGGGGGAGAUACUGGCAGGCGCGUCAGCAGGACGACCCUUCCACCACCGGCUGCCCGCACCUGGCUUCUGCCAAGACCAGCGUGCCCUCCCGGGAACCGCAGGAGCCGUGCCCUCCAAGGGCUGUGGCGACUACAGCCUGUGGGCCAGUGGCAUUUUUAUAUUAAAGAUAUCUGGUUGGUUUGAAAAUAAGAGCACUUCAUCGAGGCGAGUGUCCAGCCCUCAUGCCCCCAGGGAGUGGCCGCAGCCCUGGCUGGCGGGCACAUGCCACUGUGGUCCUGCCUCGGGCAUUGCUUCCUCAGGUCUGUAGGUGGGUUGGACUCUGACCCGCGGGAAGAGAUCCAUAUCAGAUCCCAGCGCACGUGGGCAC
Ochotona curzoniae (black-lipped pika) is the source of this 1303-nucleotide messenger RNA. It is a transcript of the gene ASF1B, whose product is annotated as anti-silencing function 1B histone chaperone. The record is from RefSeq and is a predicted model, not a curated record. Gene Ontology annotation, molecular function: histone binding. The transcript has 4 exons. Gene Ontology annotation, cellular component: nucleus. Bases 1 to 591 code for a protein of 196 amino acids. Gene Ontology annotation, biological process: DNA replication-dependent chromatin assembly. Lineage: Eukaryota; Metazoa; Chordata; Mammalia; Lagomorpha; Ochotonidae.